Messenger RNA from Rotaria socialis, 1164 nucleotides. The record is from the annotation of a GenBank genome assembly. Lineage: Eukaryota; Metazoa; Rotifera; Eurotatoria; Philodinida; Philodinidae.
AUGACUACAAAAGCAGGCACGUCACAGUUACUUAAUGAUAAAGACCAUGGUAAAAUAUCAACAUGUCAAGUUAUCGAUGAUAUGGCAGGAUCGACUUUGGUAAAUAUGCCAGCCGGUAUGAAAGAUGGACAUCCUAAUUCAUUAGUUUCAUUUCCACAAGAUGCUGCUCAACGUAUGCGAAAUCCGAAAGAAGAUUUUCUAAAAUUUUCAACAUCAUUACUUAAAAAUAAAGGCCUACUUGUGCCAACACGUUUAGCACUUAGACGACAACGAGCAUCACUUAAACCAUCGACAAUGAACUACGAACCUAUUCGUUCUGAUACACUUCAAAUGGAGUUAGGCAAUCCAGAAGAAUCAAUAUUACACAGUGAUCGAGUUGAUGUCGAACAUAAUCCCAUUGUGUCGCAUACUUUGCAUUUAUCAAGAGAAAAAUUUCGCAUGCAAUCAUCAUCAAAUCAAAGCAGUCCACUACGAGGCGAUACUCCACAUACUGUACCAACUGACAUUGGAUUGUUGUAUCGAGAAAAACCAUUAUUUUCGCAUCCAGUAACUGGUAAUUUUAUUGUACAAUACGCGGAAGAACAAGGAGGUCCAUCGCCUUGUUCAUAUGUCUUACCACGUAAAUCAUGUCGAGAAAAAAAUGCACCUGCAUAUUCAUUUGGAGCAAAAUGUUUAGUCGAAAAGAAAGGUGGUUCACGUACUGCUUGGGAAAAACAAUGGUUUGCACAUUCAGAUCCAUAUACAACAAAAGUUGAUUUUAAUCGUGAAACAGCUUGGCCAACACCAUUUCAUUAUCCUGCAAAACCAACCUUAGGUAGUCAAGUAACAAAAGUUAGUUUUCCGUCAUGGUCUAUUGCUAAACGUAUUGCAAUAAAUCCAACAAUAAUGCCAGAAAAUAAUCCUGGCCCUGAUACAUAUGAUACAAUAUCAGCUUUUCGAAAAUUAAAAGCAAAAAAUACACAUAUUAAAUUGACAUCACGUCCAGAAGAUAUUCAAGGAUCGAAUUCAGCAACUAAAGGUAAAACUCCUGGGCCAGGUGCACAUGAUCAAAAACAUUUUCUAUCAAAUAAAUAUUCAGCUCCGAAACAUUCAUUUGGUAGACGUAUGCCAACAUCACUUGCCCAAGAUCCUUAUGUAAAUACACUACCUACGAUUGAAACUUGA